ACGGAGCGCACCGCUCUGGCGAUGUGUGCGGAGAUGGGAGCCGUGCCCGGCGGCAGCGCCCUGCAGAAGUUCAAGUUCUCCAUUCCCUUCAUGAAGUUCCGCAGCGCGGCGCGUGUCGUCAUAGCGAUACAUCGUCUGCAGUCCCUCGUGGCGACAACGAAACAGCUAACGGCGGGAGGCGGUGGUGGUGACACCGAGAUGCAGAACGGUGAGUCAGCUGUGAUCUAUGACCUGAGCAUGACAGGUGACACUACACCUGUGAGGGACAGGACACAGGUGCGACGACAUCGAGUGACAAGUGACAGGAUCAUGGCGAGCCGGGGGACAGGCAGCAGCCCCGCGUACGCGUCGCUGGCCGGACGACAGAGGCCGAGGCCAUCGUCGACGGGGGCAGCCUCCAGCUACGGCUCAUCCUACACAGACGACUACCUCCAGCGUCUCGGCCGCAUGCGCGAACACAUAGCAGGAGCAGCUAUCGCGGGCGGUUACAAGAAGUGAGAGCGAUGGCAGGAGAGAGAGAGAGACGGACGGUCGCCACUGCGUGCUGUAGCCUCGUCGACGCCACGUCGCUGCAAUUCUCUCCUUAUCGAUGCCAUCGUCGAUCCGCGCCUUGCAUUUGCGACCGGAAGUGAGACCGAUGGCAGGAGAGAGAGAGAUGGACGGUCUUCAAUCUUACGAGAUUGCAUCUUACGAGAUUCAAUCUUACGAGAUUGCAUCUUACGAGAUUCAAUCUUACGAGAUUGCAUCUUACGAGAUUCAAUCUUACGAGAUUGCAUCUUACGAGAUUCAAUCUUACGAGAUUGCAUCUUACGAGGCAGAUUGCCGUGCAGCGACCGGCGUUCGCGAAUUUUCGUUUUUCCGCGUGUGAAGUUAGUUUCAGGAAUCUGGCGAUGACGACUUGGCAAGCGUGAUCGACCUUGUGUUUGCUGCGGGCGUUCUGAUUUGCGGCAUCCGCCCUCCUCGGCUCAUUGCUGCGUCGUGUUAGCGAGUGGCGACGUCGAUUUUUUUCAAUUGUACAGAGAGCGCGAUUUGUGGCGGCGUAGUGUUUAAUUUUUGGGGGUUAUUUGCAUUGUUUAUCGAUCGCACAGAAGUAUUUUGUAUUUACAACUGUAUGGGUUUCGUCUAAUGGCUAGAGAGGAGGUUCGCAUUUAUUAACGAGUAAGAUUAAUUAGUGAUACGGUUAAUAACUUGCCACCACGCAUUUAAUUUAUGCCUGAUUAAUAGCUCUUCUGUGUAAGGGGGCACGGCGAGCGAUGCAGUGCUUAUUACAAGAGAUGCGCUAAUGCUCCUGGCUUUUGCCUGCGCGUGCAUGUGGCGCCAUCUGGUGUGCAAAAUAAAUAAAGAUGGAGAGGCGAUGUAAUGGAACAUUCCCUGUAACUGGUAAUGAACCGGCUGUCACAUGCCAGGGGGCUGGAUCUUGCUCUACUAAGCUUGUGAACUCGUGUCGUGCUACACCCGAUCGAAUCUUACUGGAAGUCGGUAGGAACGAUUUAAAAUCUGCGUAUAAAAUCUGCGCAUUCUCGCUGUUGGUUCAUGCUUACUGUUAGCAGACAUUUAGUGUACAAUAGAUGGGGUGUGUAGAGAGGGAAUGUCGGCGUGUAGUCGUAAUCACCUGCAGGCUGAUUAGCAACCAAACCUGAAUCAGUUCAUGAGGAAGCAAAGACUAAACUUCAUUCCCCGUACUCGUCUGUCUUUCCGACACCGCGAAAAUGUAUGUGUCGCGUAAAGUGGUUCCCAUGGUGACAGAUACGCAUGUUGCUCUUGUGUUUAUCUGCUAGAGGGCGCGGGGAGCAAUAACCCUGGUGGCACACGUUGUGUCUGACGGUGAUGUAACCCAUUGUUUCGACGCGGCAUUUAUAAGCUAGCUUUAAGGAAAGCGUAAUUUGUGGUGAUACUUGACAAAACUGUAUUUUUUAAAUAAAAUGCUUAUGCUGCAGUUAUGUUA
Messenger RNA from Priapulus caudatus, 1945 nucleotides. RefSeq lists its product as uncharacterized. The transcript has 4 exons. Lineage: Eukaryota; Metazoa; Priapulida; Priapulimorpha; Priapulimorphida; Priapulidae. Bases 22 to 498 code for a protein of 158 amino acids. The record is from RefSeq and is a predicted model, not a curated record.